AUGGGGGCCACUGAGGAGUACGGGGUACCUACAGAGGAUUGUUCUGGCCAUCUGCACUGGGCAGGUGGCAGGAGAGACGCAGUUUUGGGUGUCCAGCCCAAAGCCUGGGGUGGUAAGAAGCCUGUGGAGCCUAAGGCGUUUCCAAGGAGGAGUCAGUAUCCCAAAUCCCCUCCCUGCAGCCCUUGCCAGCCUCCCAUGCUCCUCUCUGCCCCGGGCAGGGACAGCAGAAGCAUUUGGCUUGCGAGUGAGGGACUGCGGACACCCAGGACGGCCACGUGUGCCUCGCGGGGUUCGGGGGUGGUCCGGGGCGCACAGGUGCAACAGGCCCAGCCCUCGGCUCCCCUGGCAGCCGGGCAGUUCCCAUGUGGGAGUGCAGUCUCCUCUCCACUCCCGCACAUUCCAAAGCGCUCAGAGCCAGAUGUGCCUCCCCCAGGGAGGGUCCACCCAGCUCCAGUCUGGUGGUACCAGCCCCUGAGCAGGAAGGUGUGCGUGGAAGUCAGGGGCUUCAAAGAAGGGGACAGCUACUACGUGGGCACCGAGAAAUGCCAGCUGACCUUUGCCGGCAACGAACCACUGCUUCCCCCAGGGCGGGCCCUGCCUCUCUGGGAAGCUCAGCAAGGCGUGUCCUCACCACCCUCCCAGGAGCCAGGGCUGGGCUGGGCCAGGUUCAGUCACUGGGACUUGUUCAGGGCUGAGGAGCACGGCCGGGGCGGCCAGGCAGGAGCAUGGGCUGGGGGGGCCCUGCACACCCGGGGCGCCGGCGCGGGCACCUGCUGGCUCUGGCUGCGAGCCUCCUCCUCGUCUGUGCGCCAGGAUGGGUGCAGAGAUGGCCAGGCACUCCUUCCUUCGUGCACUGCCCCCCUGGCCUCGGCACCUGUGCCUGGCUCUGAGGUAGGAAACGGGGCCGCCACAGAGCCCAGCUUCCAGGAGCUUCUGGUCACGCGGGGCACAAGGAUGAGCAGAGGAGCACUGGCGGCUGGGGAGUUCCUGCGCUGCAGGGUGGCUUUGGGGUUGGCAGGGAUUUCUAUGGGCACUGAUGGGACUGUGGUGUCCAUCACUAACUUUUCCACAUAUGAAAAUUCCUCAUGGCUGAACAGUGACCCUUCAACACCUGUGACAGUGGUGGACUCUGCAGGGACUCAGGAAUCCGUGACAACCACCAGCAGUGAGCUCAGUGAGGGAGCACAUGGAGACACCACAUGGUCAACAAGUGACUCUGCAUCUCUGAUGACUACCAUCAGCCUGGGAACCACAGUGCCAGCAGAAUCAUCUACAGAAAUGGCAGUAGUUACAAAUAACACCUCCCACUCCCCAUAUCCAGUUACAGCUCGGGCCACUGCAUACGCUGAAACGCCAGAAAGGACAAGCCAGUCAAGAGGAACAAUGUCCUUCCUCCACCCAGAGGCAACUUCCACAGGGAAUGUCCAGCAAGUCAGCUCAGUCCUGACUUCCAAAACAACUGAAGUGGACUUGUCCACUGACAAGUGGCUUGGCUCCACUGAGGGAAUUGCAAUGGACACACAUUUCCCCUCCAGCACAUCUUCCACUGGCCUUCAGGACUUUGAAACAAGUUUAGUUAUAACCCCCAAGAUAGCCACAAGCUCAGUGACAGAGAAAUCUGGACUUGAAACCAGGACAUGGGUCAGCACUAUGGUCACUCCUUUCACUGCCUUCAGUAAAAAGGCAAUGACAGCUGAAUGGCCUUCAGGUGGAUCUGUGGAUGGGACUUAUUCGUCUGCUAGCCCAUGGUCAAAGCAGACAGCUAGGAAUGGCCCAACACUGAGUGCCUCCCCUGUGGAUCCAGACACAGCUUUUACCACCCUCCCUUCUGAUGGGUCAGAAGGCUCAACCACUAUCAGCCUCAUCAGGAUGACAAGAGAGAAAACUGGCUCCUCUAUAUCUGCUACCUCCCCUUCAGUGGGGCCUAAGUCUGAGUCCAUCACAGGACUGGAGACCACUGAAACUGCAUCUCCACCUGAGGCCCUUUCUGUGACAUCAUCUCCUACAGAACUAACAAGCAAGGGUGGGACCCCCACUGUGAGGGUCAUCACCUCUAGCCCCAAGGGAGCAGGGUCAGUUUCAACUGUAAUGCCUAGCCCACAGAGGAAGUCCAGAACCACAGACAGCACCCAAGCACCAGAGACCUCUCCAUGGACUGUCACAGACACAGCUGCCCACUUCCAUGCCACUGGCUUGCCCAAAGACACUUCUACAGGCAGGACACUUGCUUCCUCAGCUGUGGCUGUUGCAACAGCUGAACAACAGUCAAGUAUAUCUGUGGGUGAGGCUUAUUCAUCUGCUAUCACACGGUCAGAGAAGACAACUGAAAGUGAUCUGCAUGAUGCGUCUCCAGAGACCACAGACACAUUGCAUCUAACCUCCAUAGAACAAACCACAUCACCAUCUCUGACCUUUAAAAGUCAAGCCAUUACCAGCCCCCCCAGUGCCUCAGGAGGAAAAAUGAGCUCUUUACCAUCUAUCAUACUUCCUUCAAUGGGAUCUAAGACUCUGGUGGCCAUCACAAAUGUAGUGACAAGUGAUGCUCCCUCUAGGACUGGACUACUGUCACAGACCUCAUCUCCUGCAGAAAUGAGCACCGUGGGUGUAACCACACCUCCCACUCCAGAUGUUACCACCACCAUCACCACCAUGGGAACCAAUCCAGUCCUGACUACCAUGUCUGACUCAGAGAGGACAGUGAGCACUCUGGCCACAGAGACCAGCACAUCUGCCCUAGAGCAUCCUUCCACAUGGUCACCUACAACUGCUUCUGCCCCAACAUCAGGCCUUUGGAGUUUUAAAAAAAUAACUUCAGUUUUGCAAGUCACAGGUUCCCCUGAAACAAAUUCUGCAAUGGGCACUACUUCAUCCUUAGCAUCAAGCACUGAAUCAGGCUCUACAUCUACUCCCCAUGACAUUGCGACUAUCACUGGAACCAGCUUACCCAUUCCAUCUUCUCAUGCUUCAGCUGAAGAGAUGAAGUCCACAGGUAUGAGAACAUUCAGUCAUUCAGACACGACGGCAUCUAUGCCCAUCUCAACUACUUCUGGUACCGAAAGGAUGAGACCCUCAUCUCCUCAUAUUUUAAGCACAAGUUGGACUACUAGUAGAAGAGAAACAUUUCUACCUGUUUCAGUGGUUUCUACUGACCAUUCAAAUGCAAAGUCUGAUUCUCUGCCCACUCUUGACUGGGCUACUGGGAUAUUUGUGUCAUCAGCCACAACCACUACCUCAGUUCCUCAAGGGGACACAACUCAAACAUUCCCUGUGGAGAACAUAAUCAGCUCGACUACCUCACAACAGCCACUAUUUACAACAGAAAUGACAAGUGGGGUCACACCUGCAUAUGUGGAAAGUAGUUCUAGAGUCACGUUCUCAUGGAAGCUAGACAAUGUCAGCAAAGAAGCAGAGCAGAAUUCUACCCAGGUUUCUGCCACAAUAUCUGAAAGCACAUCCCAGAAAACUGGCAUUACCAUGAGGAAAAACACUGUAACGUCUGAAGUGCCCACUGAGACUACUAAGGAGGACUCCUCUGAAAGGAUGUUAACCAAUGGCCCUGCAUUGACCACAAUAUCAUCAAACAUCCCAAAAGAAAUGAACACCAGGCUCUCUACCUCCCCCAGCAUGGCAGCUAUAACCAUGGCUGGCAAAACUAUCAUACCUGGGCCCUCAUCAGAGAGCACACAAACCACAGAUGCAUCAUUCAUAGUCUCCAGGACAGAGAGUCACAUGGCUGAGACUGAGGGUUCAGGACAGACAGACAUGACCAUUAGCAUGCACACAGGAUCUGAGAGGGUGCCACAGACAAGCCCUUCCUAUGAACAUCACACCAGAUCCCCAUCUUCCCUGGUGCCUUCACAUGCCAUGAGCUUGACUUAUCUAACAUCCCACACAUCACAGACCGGUGGCCUUUCUGCACCUGUUCCUGCCACCUUACCUGGACACUAUGACCCACUGAUGACCACUGGCAGUUGGACAACAAGCAUGGCACCUGUGACAAGUACACCUUCAGAUCCGAUCAGCACCUCAGAAGGGAUACAGGCCACUUGGGAAACCUCUACUGCCACAGCGGACGUCCAAGAUUCCAUUAACACAAAGGUAACCAGUGUGGGGACCAUCACUUCCACACAGGAGUCCCACUCCUCUGCACCCCCUAGCUCAGAGAACCAUAAAGAAACUACUCCAAUCAUCACCUCUUACCUAAAUGAGGACUCCAUGGACUCCACACCAUCGCCUGACAUAUCUGACACCACCAAGCUUGAGACACAGUCAAAGUCACCCCUGUCUCUGGAGCCAACAGGCACCAGCACUGUGCAGCACACCAGCAUGGCCAGGGAAAACACAAUUGUACCUUUGGGGCUGUCCCCUGCUAGUCCUACUAUGGCCUCCUUGACAGAUGUCAUCUCCUCUAGUGGGAUGUCUGACUCUGGCCCUACUCAGUCCACAAUGUCACCAGACAUUCCCAAGAGUAUUAACACCAGGCUCUCGACCCUCCUUGUCACGACAGUGUCUGCAGAUAUAGCCAUGGCCACAAAAACAGUCCUCUCUGGGGUCUCAUCUCAGGGCACAGGAACCACAGAUGUAUCAGCUACAGCCUCCUGGGCAACGAGUCACAUGGUUGGGACUGAGGGCUCAACACAGUCACACAUGACCAUUAGCAUGGACACAGAGUCUCAGGGGGUGUCACAGACAAGCCCUUCCUCUGAAGUCGACAUCAGAUCCCCAUCGUCCCUGGAGCCCUCGCAUGCCAUGAGCUUGACUUCGCUAGCAUCCCCCACAUCACAGACCAGUGACCGUUCUUCACCUGUACCUGCCAGCACACUUGGAGUCUCUGACCUGCUGAAGCCCACCAGCGAGUGGACCACAAGCACGGCACCUGUGACAAGUUCACCUUCAGAUUUGAUCAGCACCUCAGAAGGGAUACAGGCCACUUGGGAAGCCUCUACUGCCACAGUGGACAUCCAGCAUUCUGACCACACAGCAGUGACCACUGUGGGGAACAUCACUUCCACACAGGAGUCCCAAUCCUCUGCCCUCCCUGGCUCAGAGACCCCCAAAAGCACCACUCCAAUUGUCACCUCUUCCUUCAGUCAAGACUUAAUGAUAUCCACAACAUUGCCUGGCCUUUCUGAAACCAGAGAGUUUGAGACACCGUCAAAGUCAUCCCUGUCUCCAGAGCCAAGGGUCACCAGCACCGUGGGCCACACCAGAAUGGCCACCGGGAACACAACUGUCCCUCAUGAGCAGUCCACUGCUAGUCCUACUGUGGCCUCCAUGACACAUGUCAUCUCCUCGAGCCAGGUGUCUGACUCUGGCCCUACUCAGUCUACAAUAUCACAAGACGUUUCCAUGAGUGUCAACACCAUGGUGUCUACCUCCCCUGUCCUGACAGUGUCUGCAGAUAAUGCCAAAACAGUCUUUCCUGGGGCUUCAUCACAGGUUGCAAGAACCACAUCUGCUUCAGCCCUGGCCUCCCAGGCAGAGAGUCAAACGACUAGGACUGAGGGCUCAACACAGUCACACAUGACCAUUAGCAUGGACACAGCGUCUGAGGGGGUGCCACAGACAAGCCCUUCCUCUGAAGUCGACAUCAGAUCCCCAUCGUCCCUGGAGCCCUCGCAUGCCAUGAGCUUGACUUCGCUAGCAUCCCCCACAUCACAGACCAGUGACCGUUCUUCAUCUGUCCCUGCCACCUCACUUGGAGUCUCUGACCGGCUGAAGACCACCAGCGAAUGGACAACAAGCAUGGCACCUGUGACAAGUUCACCUUCAGAUUUGAUCAGCACUUCAGAAGGGAUACAGGCCACUUGGGAAGCCUCUACUGCCACAGCAGACAUCCAAGAUUCCAGUAACACAGAGGUAACCAGUGUGGAGACUGACACUUCCUCACAGGGGUCACAAUCCUCUGCUCCACCUGGCUCAGAGACCACCAAAGGCACCACUCCAAUUGUGAUCUCUUCCCUCAGUCAGUCCUCCACAGUCUCCACACCAUUGCCUGGCCUUUCUGAAGCCACAGAGCUGGAGACACAGUCAAAGUCAUCUCUGUCUCUGGAGCCAACGGACACCAGCACCAUGCCUCACAACAGCAUGGCCAGGGAAAACAUCACUGUCCCUUCUGGGCCGCCCACUGCUAGUCCUACUAUGGCCUCCAUGACAGAUGUCAUCUCCUCUAGAAGGACGUCAGUCCCUGGCCCUGCUCAGUCCACAAUGUCACCAGACAUUCCCAAGAGUAUUAACACCAGGCUCUCGACCUUCCCUGUCACGACAGUGUCUGCAGAUAUAGCCAUGGCCACAAAAACAGUCCUCUCUGGGGUCUCAUCUCAGGGCACAGGAACCACAGAUGUAUCAGCUACAGCCUCCUGGGCAACGAGUCACAUGGUUGGGACUGAGGGCUCAACACAGUCACACAUGACCAUUAGCAUGGACACAGAGUCUCAGGGGGUGUCACAGACAAGCCCUUCCUCUGAAGUCGACAUCAGAUCCCCAUCGUCCCUGGAGCCCUCGCAUGCCAUGAGCUUGACUUCGCUAGCAUCCCCCACAUCACAGACCAGUGACCGUUCUUCACCUGUACCUGCCAGCACACUUGGAGUCUCUGACCUGCUGAAGCCCACCAGCGAGUGGACCACAAGCACGGCACCUGUGACAAGUUCACCUUCAGAUUUGAUCAGCACCUCAGAAGGGAUACAGGCCACUUGGGAAGCCUCUACUGCCACAGUGGACAUCCAGCAUUCUGACCACACAGCAGUGACCACUGUGGGGAACAUCACUUCCACACAGGAGUCCCAAUCCUCUGCCCUCCCUGGCUCAGAGACCCCCAAAAGCACCACUCCAAUUGUCACCUCUUCCUUCAGUCAAGACUUAAUGAUAUCCACAACAUUGCCUGGCCUUUCUGAAACCAGAGAGUUUGAGACACCGUCAAAGUCAUCCCUGUCUCCAGAGCCAAGGGUCACCAGCACCGUGGGCCACACCAGAAUGGCCACCGGGAACACAACUGUCCCUCAUGAGCAGUCCACUGCUAGUCCUACUGUGGCCUCCAUGACACAUGUCAUCUCCUCGAGCCAGGUGUCUGACUCUGGCCCUACUCAGUCUACAAUAUCACAAGACGUUUCCAUGAGUGUCAACACCAUGGUGUCUACCUCCCCUGUCCUGACAGUGUCUGCAGAUAAUGCCAAAACAGUCUUUCCUGGGGCUUCAUCACAGGUUGCAAGAACCACAUCUGCUUCAGCCCUGGCCUCCCAGGCAGAGAGUCAAACGACUAGGACUGAGGGCUCAACACAGUCACACAUGACCAUUAGCAUGGACACAGCGUCUGAGGGGGUGCCACAGACAAGCCCUUCCUCUGAAGUCGACAUCAGAUCCCCAUCGUCCCUGGAGCCCUCGCAUGCCAUGAGCUUGACUUCGCUAGCAUCCCCCACAUCACAGACCAGUGACCGUUCUUCAUCUGUCCCUGCCACCUCACUUGGAGUCUCUGACCGGCUGAAGACCACCAGCGAAUGGACAACAAGCAUGGCACCUGUGACAAGUUCACCUUCAGAUUUGAUCAGCACUUCAGAAGGGAUACAGGCCACUUGGGAAGCCUCUACUGCCACAGCAGACAUCCAAGAUUCCAGUAACACAGAGGUAACCAGUGUGGAGACUGACACUUCCUCACAGGGGUCACAAUCCUCUGCUCCACCUGGCUCAGAGACCACCAAAGGCACCACUCCAAUUGUGAUCUCUUCCCUCAGUCAGUCCUCCACAGUCUCCACACCAUUGCCUGGCCUUUCUGAAGCCACAGAGCUGGAGACACAGUCAAAGUCAUCUCUGUCUCUGGAGCCAACGGACACCAGCACCAUGCCUCACAACAGCAUGGCCAGGGAAAACAUCACUGUCCCUUCUGGGCCGCCCACUGCUAGUCCUACUAUGGCCUCCAUGACAGAUGUCAUCUCCUCUAGAAGGACGUCAGUCCCUGGCCCUGCUCAGUCCACAAUGUCACCAGACAUUCCCAAGAGUAUUAACACCAGGCUCUCGACCUUCCCUGUCACGACAGUGUCUGCAGAUAUAGCCAUGGCCACAAAAACAGUCCUCUCUGGGGUCUCAUCUCAGGGCACAGGAACCACAGAUGUAUCAGCUACAGCCUCCUGGGCAACGAGUCACAUGGUUGGGACUGAGGGCUCAACACAGUCACACAUGACCAUUAGCAUGGACACAGAGUCUCAGGGGGUGUCACAGACAAGCCCUUCCUCUGAAGUCGACAUCAGAUCCCCAUCGUCCCUGGAGCCCUCGCAUGCCAUGAGCUUGACUUCGCUAGCAUCCCCCACAUCACAGACCAGUGACCGUUCUUCACCUGUACCUGCCAGCACACUUGGAGUCUCUGACCUGCUGAAGCCCACCAGCGAGUGGACCACAAGCACGGCACCUGUGACAAGUUCACCUUCAGAUUUGAUCAGCACCUCAGAAGGGAUACAGGCCACUUGGGAAGCCUCUACUGCCACAGUGGACAUCCAGCAUUCUGACCACACAGCAGUGACCACUGUGGGGAACAUCACUUCCACACAGGAGUCCCAAUCCUCUGCCCUCCCUGGCUCAGAGACCCCCAAAAGCACCACUCCAAUUGUCACCUCUUCCUUCAGUCAAGACUUAAUGAUAUCCACAACAUUGCCUGGCCUUUCUGAAACCAGAGAGUUUGAGACACCGUCAAAGUCAUCCCUGUCUCCAGAGCCAAGGGUCACCAGCACCGUGGGCCACACCAGAAUGGCCACCGGGAACACAACUGUCCCUCAUGAGCAGUCCACUGCUAGUCCUACUGUGGCCUCCAUGACACAUGUCAUCUCCUCGAGCCAGGUGUCUGACUCUGGCCCUACUCAGUCUACAAUAUCACAAGACGUUUCCAUGAGUGUCAACACCAUGGUGUCUACCUCCCCUGUCCUGACAGUGUCUGCAGAUAAUGCCAAAACAGUCUUUCCUGGGGCUUCAUCACAGGUUGCAAGAACCACAUCUGCUUCAGCCCUGGCCUCCCAGGCAGAGAGUCAAACGACUAGGACUGAGGGCUCAACACAGUCACACAUGACCAUUAGCAUGGACACAGCGUCUGAGGGGGUGCCACAGACAAGCCCUUCCUCUGAAGUCGACAUCAGAUCCCCAUCGUCCCUGGAGCCCUCGCAUGCCAUGAGCUUGACUUCGCUAGCAUCCCCCACAUCACAGACCAGUGACCGUUCUUCAUCUGUCCCUGCCACCUCACUUGGAGUCUCUGACCGGCUGAAGACCACCAGCGAAUGGACAACAAGCAUGGCACCUGUGACAAGUUCACCUUCAGAUUUGAUCAGCACUUCAGAAGGGAUACAGGCCACUUGGGAAGCCUCUACUGCCACAGCAGACAUCCAAGAUUCCAGUAACACAGAGGUAACCAGUGUGGAGACUGACACUUCCUCACAGGGGUCACAAUCCUCUGCUCCACCUGGCUCAGAGACCACCAAAGGCACCACUCCAAUUGUGAUCUCUUCCCUCAGUCAGUCCUCCACAGUCUCCACACCAUUGCCUGGCCUUUCUGAAGCCACAGAGCUGGAGACACAGUCAAAGUCAUCUCUGUCUCUGGAGCCAACGGACACCAGCACCAUGCCUCACAACAGCAUGGCCAGGGAAAACAUCACUGUCCCUUCUGGGCCGCCCACUGCUAGUCCUACUAUGGCCUCCAUGACAGAUGUCAUCUCCUCUAGAAGGACGUCAGUCCCUGGCCCUGCUCAGUCCACAAUGUCACCAGACAUUCCCAAGAGUAUUAACACCAGGCUCUCGACCUUCCCUGUCACGACAGUGUCUGCAGAUAUAGCCAUGGCCACAAAAACAGUCCUCUCUGGGGUCUCAUCUCAGGGCACAGGAACCACAGAUGUAUCAGCUACAGCCUCCUGGGCAACGAGUCACAUGGUUGGGACUGAGGGCUCAACACAGUCACACAUGACCAUUAGCAUGGACACAGAGUCUCAGGGGGUGUCACAGACAAGCCCUUCCUCUGAAGUCGACAUCAGAUCCCCAUCGUCCCUGGAGCCCUCGCUUGCCAUGAGCUUGACUUCGCUAGCAUCCCCCACAUCACAGACCAGUGACCGUUCUUCACCUGUACCUGCCAGCACACUUGGAGUCUCUGACCUGCUGAAGCCCACCAGCGAGUGGACCACAAGCACGGCACCUGUGACAAGUUCACCUUCAGAUUUGAUCAGCACCUCAGAAGGGAUACAGGCCACUUGGGAAGCCUCUACUGCCACAGUGGACAUCCAGCAUUCUGACCACACAGCAGUGACCACUGUGGGGAACAUCACUUCCACACAGGAGUCCCAAUCCUCUGCCCUCCCUGGCUCAGAGACCCCCAAAAGCACCACUCCAAUUGUCACCUCUUCCUUCAGUCAAGACUUAAUGAUAUCCACAACAUUGCCUGGCCUUUCUGAAACCAGAGAGUUUGAGACACCGUCAAAGUCAUCCCUGUCUCCAGAGCCAAGGGUCACCAGCACCGUGGGCCACACCAGAAUGGCCACCGGGAACACAACUGUCCCUCAUGAGCAGUCCACUGCUAGUCCUACUGUGGCCUCCAUGACACAUGUCAUCUCCUCGAGCCAGGUGUCUGACUCUGGCCCUACUCAGUCUACAAUAUCACAAGACGUUUCCAUGAGUGUCAACACCAUGGUGUCUACCCCCCCUGUCCUGACAGUGUCUGCAGAUAAUGCCAAAACAGUCUUUCCUGGGGCUUCAUCACAGGUUGCAAGAACCACAUCUGCUUCAGCCCUGGCCUCCCAGGCAGAGAGUCAAACGACUAGGACUGAGGGCUCAACACAGUCACACAUGACCAUUAGCAUGGACACAGCGUCUGAGGGGGUGCCACAGACAAGCCCUUCCUCUGAAGUCGACAUCAGAUCCCCAUCGUCCCUGGAGCCCUCGCAUGCCAUGAGCUUGACUUCGCUAGCAUCCCCCACAUCACAGACCAGUGACCGUUCUUCAUCUGUCCCUGCCACCUCACUUGGAGUCUCUGACCGGCUGAAGACCACCAGCGAAUGGACAACAAGCAUGGCACCUGUGACAAGUUCACCUUCAGAUUUGAUCAGCACUUCAGAAGGGAUACAGGCCACUUGGGAAGCCUCUACUGCCACAGCAGACAUCCAAGAUUCCAGUAACACAGAGGUAACCAGUGUGGAGACUGACACUUCCUCACAGGGGUCACAAUCCUCUGCUCCACCUGGCUCAGAGACCACCAAAGGCACCACUCCAAUUGUGAUCUCUUCCCUCAGUCAGUCCUCCACAGUCUCCACACCAUUGCCUGGCCCUUCUGAAGCCACAGAGCUGGAGACACAGUCAAAGUCAUCUCUGUCUCUGGAGCCAACGGACACCAGCACCAUGCCUCACAACAGCAUGGCCAGGGAAAACAUCACUGUCCCUUCUGGGCCGCCCACUGCUAGUCCUACUAUGGCCUCCAUGACAGAUGUCAUCUCCUCUAGAAGGACGUCAGUCCCUGGCCCUGCUCAGUCCACAAUGUCACCAGACAUUCCCAAGAGUAUUAACACCAGGCUCUCGACCUUCCCUGUCACGACAGUGUCUGCAGAUAUAGCCAUGGCCACAAAAACAGUCCUCUCUGGGGUCUCAUCUCAGGGCACAGGAACCACAGAUGUAUCAGCUACAGCCUCCUGGGCAACGAGUCACAUGGUUGGGACUGAGGGCUCAACACAGUCACACAUGACCAUUAGCAUGGACACAGAGUCUCAGGGGGUGUCACAGACAAGCCCUUCCUCUGAAGUCGACAUCAGAUCCCCAUCGUCCCUGGAGCCCUCGCAUGCCAUGAGCUUGACUUCGCUAGCAUCCCCCACAUCACAGACCAGUGACCGUUCUUCACCUGUACCUGCCAGCACACUUGGAGUCUCUGACCUGCUGAAGCCCACCAGCGAGUGGACCACAAGCACGGCACCUGUGACAAGUUCACCUUCAGAUUUGAUCAGCACCUCAGAAGGGAUACAGGCCACUUGGGAAGCCUCUACUGCCACAGUGGACAUCCAGCAUUCUGACCACACAGCAGUGACCACUGUGGGGAACAUCACUUCCACACAGGAGUCCCAAUCCUCUGCCCUCCCUGGCUCAGAGACCCCCAAAAGCACCACUCCAAUUGUCACCUCUUCCUUCAGUCAAGACUUAAUGAUAUCCACAACAUUGCCUGGCCUUUCUGAAACCAGAGAGUUUGAGACACCGUCAAAGUCAUCCCUGUCUCCAGAGCCAAGGGUCACCAGCACCGUGGGCCACACCAGAAUGGCCACCGGGAACACAACUGUCCCUCAUGAGCAGUCCACUGCUAGUCCUACUGUGGCCUCCAUGACACAUGUCAUCUCCUCGAGCCAGGUGUCUGACUCUGGCCCUACUCAGUCUACAAUAUCACAAGACGUUUCCAUGAGUGUCAACACCAUGGUGUCUACCCCCCCUGUCCUGACAGUGUCUGCAGAUAAUGCCAAAACAGUCUUUCCUGGGGCUUCAUCACAGGUUGCAAGAACCACAUCUGCUUCAGCCCUGGCCUCCCAGGCAGAGAGUCAAACGACUAGGACUGAGGGCUCAACACAGUCACACAUGACCAUUAGCAUGGACACAGCGUCUGAGGGGGUGCCACAGACAAGCCCUUCCUCUGAAGUCGACAUCAGAUCCCCAUCGUCCCUGGAGCCCUCGCAUGCCAUGAGCUUGACUUCGCUAGCAUCCCCCACAUCACAGACCAGUGACCGUUCUUCAUCUGUCCCUGCCACCUCACUUGGAGUCUCUGACCGGCUGAAGACCACCAGCGAAUGGACAACAAGCAUGGCACCUGUGACAAGUUCACCUUCAGAUUUGAUCAGCACUUCAGAAGGGAUACAGGCCACUUGGGAAGCCUCUACUGCCACAGCAGACAUCCAAGAUUCCAGUAACACAGAGGUAACCAGUGUGGAGACUGACACUUCCUCACAGGGGUCACAAUCCUCUGCUCCACCUGGCUCAGAGACCACCAAAGGCACCACUCCAAUUGUGAUCUCUUCCCUCAGUCAGUCCUCCACAGUCUCCACACCAUUGCCUGGCCCUUCUGAAGCCACAGAGCUGGAGACACAGUCAAAGUCAUCUCUGUCUCUGGAGCCAACGGACACCAGCACCAUGCCUCACAACAGCAUGGCCAGGGAAAACAUCACUGUCCCUUCUGGGCCGCCCACUGCUAGUUCUACUAUGGCCUCCAUGACAGAUGUCAUCUCCUCUAGAAGGACGUCAGUCCCUGGUCCUGCUCAGUCCACAAUGUCACCAGACAUUCCCAAGAGUAUUAACACCAGGCUCUCGACCUUCCCUGUCACGACAGUGUCUGCAGAUAUAGCCAUGGCCACAAAAACAGUCCUCUCUGGGGUCUCAUCUCAGGGCACAGGAACCACAGAUGUAUCAGCUACAGCCUCCUGGGCAACGAGUCACAUGGUUGGGACUGAGGGCUCAACACAGUCACACAUGACCAUUAGCAUGGACACAGAGUCUCAGGGGGUGUCACAGACAAGCCCUUCCUCUGAAGUCGACAUCAGAUCCCCAUCGUCCCUGGAGCCCUCGCAUGCCAUGAGCUUGACUUCGCUAGCAUCCCCCACAUCACAGACCAGUGACCGUUCUUCACCUGUACCUGCCAGCACACUUGGAGUCUCUGACCUGCUGAAGCCCACCAGCGAGUGGACCACAAGCACGGCACCUGUGACAAGUUCACCUUCAGAUUUGAUCAGCACCUCAGAAGGGAUACAGGCCACUUGGGAAGCCUCUACUGCCACAGUGGACAUCCAGCAUUCUGACCACACAGCAGUGACCACUGUGGGGAACAUCACUUCCACACAGGAGUCCCAAUCCUCUGCCCUCCCUGGCUCAGAGACCCCCAAAAGCACCACUCCAAUUGUCACCUCUUCCUUCAGUCAAGACUUAAUGAUAUCCACAACAUUGCCUGGCCUUUCUGAAACCAGAGAGUUUGAGACACCGUCAAAGUCAUCCCUGUCUCCAGAGCCAAGGGUCACCAGCACCGUGGGCCACACCAGAAUGGCCACCGGGAACACAACUGUCCCUCAUGAGCAGUCCACUGCUAGUCCUACUGUGGCCUCCAUGACACAUGUCAUCUCCUCGAGCCAGGUGUCUGACUCUGGCCCUACUCAGUCUACAAUAUCACAAGACGUUUCCAUGAGUGUCAACACCAUGGUGUCUACCUCCCCUGUCCUGACAGUGUCUGCAGAUAAUGCCAAAACAGUCUUUCCUGGGGCUUCAUCACAGGUUGCAAGAACCACAUCUGCUUCAGCCCUGGCCUCCCAGGCAGAGAGUCAAACGACUAGGACUGAGGGCUCAACACAGUCACACAUGACCAUUAGCAUGGACACAGCGUCUGAGGGGGUGCCACAGACAAGCCCUUCCUCUGAAGUCGACAUCAGAUCCCCAUCGUCCCUGGAGCCCUCGCAUGCCAUGAGCUUGACUUCGCUAGCAUCCCCCACAUCACAGACCAGUGACCGUUCUUCAUCUGUCCCUGCCACCUCACUUGGAGUCUCUGACCGGCUGAAGACCACCAGCGAAUGGACAACAAGCAUGGCACCUGUGACAAGUUCACCUUCAGAUUUGAUCAGCACUUCAGAAGGGAUACAGGCCACUUGGGAAGCCUCUACUGCCACAGCAGACAUCCAAGAUUCCAGUAACACAGAGGUAACCAGUGUGGAGACUGACACUUCCUCACAGGGGUCACAAUCCUCUGCUCCACCUGGCUCAGAGACCACCAAAGGCACCACUCCAAUUGUGAUCUCUUCCCUCAGUCAGUCCUCCACAGUCUCCACACCAUUGCCUGGCCUUUCUGAAGCCACAGAGCUGGAGACACAGUCAAAGUCAUCUCUGUCUCUGGAGCCAACGGACACCAACACCCUGUGGUACACCAGCAUGGCCAUGAAAAACACCACUUUCCCUUCCGAGCUGUCUACUGCUAGUCCUCCUGUGGCCUCCACGACAGAUGUAUUCUCCAUGAACAGGAUGUCUCUCCCUGGCCCUGCUCAGUCUACAAUGUCACCAGACAUUUCCAAGAGUGUCAACACCAUGGUCUCUACCUUCCCUGACCUGACUGUGUCUGCAGAUAAUGCAAUGGUCACCAACACAGUCCUCCCUGGGACCUCAUCACAGGGCACCCAUUCCUUGGCUGUAUCAGCCACGGCCUCCUGGGCAGAGAGUCACAAGGUUGGAACUCAGGACUCAUCACAGUCACAUAUGACCAUAAACAUGGACACAGGGUCUGAGGGGGCACCACAGACAAGCCCUUCUGAACUCAACAGAUCACCAUCUUCCCUAGUACCUUCACAUUCCAUGAGCUUGACUUCUCCAGCAACCCACACAUCGCAGACCAGUGGCUUUUCUACACCUGUCCCUGACACCUCACCUGGAGCCCCUGAUUUGCUGACGACCACCGGCGGAUGGACCACAAGCUUGGCAACUGUGACAAGUUCACCUUCAGAUUUGAUAAGCACCUCAAAUAGGAUACAGUCCACAUGGGAAUCCUCUACUGCCACAGCAGAAACCCAGGGUUCUGACAACACAGUGGUAACCAGUGUGGGGACCAUCAUUUCCACACAGGAGUCCCACUCCUCUACCCCAAUUGUCUCAGAGACCCCCAAUGUCACCACCCCAAUCAUCACCUCUUUCCCCAGUGAGGACUCCACAGUCUCCACACCUUUGGCUGGCCUUUCUGAAACCACGGAGUUGGCAACACAGUUAACAUCAUCCCUGUCUCUGGAGCCAGGGGACACUAGCACCAGGCAGCACACCAGCGUGGUCAGAGAAAACAUCACAGUCCACACUGAGAUCUCCACUGCUAGUCCUACUGUUGCCUCUAUGACAGAUGUCAUCUCCUCUAGCAAGAUUUCCGUCCCUGGUCCUACUCAGUCCACCAUGUCACCAGACAUUCCCACAAGUAUACACACCAGGCUCUCCAGCUUACCUGUCAUGACAGUGUCUGCAGGGAUAACCAUGGCCACCAAAACAGUCCUCCCAGGAGCCUCAUCACAGGGCACACGAAGCACAGAUGCAUCAGCCACGUCCUCCUCGGCAAUGAGUCAUACAGUUGGGACCAAGGACUCAACACAGACACACAUGACCAUUAGCAAGGACGCAGAGUCUGAGGGGGUGCCCCAGACAAGCCCUUCCUCUGAACAUGAUGUCAGAUCCCCAUCUUCCCUGGAGCCCUCACAUGUCAAGAGCUUGACUUCGCUACCAUCCUUCAUAUCACACACCAAUGGCCGUUCUUCACCUGUCUCUGCCACCUCACUUGGAGUCUCUGACCUGCUGCAGACCACCAGCAGAAGGACCAUAGACUUGCCACCUGUGACAAGUUCACCUUCAUAUUUGAUCAGCACCUCAGAAGGGAUACAGGCCACAUGGAAAACCUCCACUGCUACAGUGGAAAUCCAGCCUUCCCCCAACACAGCACUGAGCAGCAUGGGGAUCAUCACUUCUUCCCAGGAAUCCUCUUCCUCUGCCCCACCUAGCUCAGAGACCCCCAAAGGCACCACUCCAAUCAUUACCUCUUUCCUCAGUCAGGACUUGAUGAUCUCCACAUCAUUACCUGGCAUUUCUGAAACCACAGAGCUUGAGAAACAGUCAAAGUCAUCCCUGUCUUUGGAGCUAGGGGACACCAGCACCCAGCGCCACACCAGCAUGGCCACAGAAUACAUGACUGUCUCUCAUGAGCUGUCCACUGCUAGUCCUACUAUGGCCUCCAUGACAGAUGUCAUCUCCUCGAGCAAGAUGUUUGUCCCUGGCCCUGCUCAGUCUACAAUGUCACCAGAUAUUUCCACAAGUAUCAGCACCAUGGACUCUACCUUCCCUGUCCUGACAGUGUCUGCAGAUAAUGCAAUGACCACCAAAACAGUCCUCCCAGAGGCCUCAUCACAGAGCACACAAAGCACAGAUGCAUCAGCGACGAUCUCCUUGGCAGAGAGUCACACGGCUGGGACUCAGAAUUCAGCACAGUCACACAUGACAAUUAGCAUGGACACGGGGUCUGAGGGGGUACCACAGACAAGCCCUUCCUCUGAACACCACACCAGAUCCCCAUCUUCCCUGCUCCCUUCACAUGCCAUGAGUUUGACUCCUCUAGCAUCCCCCACAUCACAGUCCCUUGGCCUUUCUGCACCUGUCCCUGCUACGUCUCCUGGAGCCCGUGGCCCGCUGACCACCACUGGGGGAUGGACCACAAGCUUGGCACCUUUGGCAAGUUCACCUUCAAUUGGGAGCAGCACCUCAGAAGGGAUACAGGCCACUUGGGAAGCCUCUACUGCCACAGCAGACAUCCAGCCUUCUGACAACACAAUGGUGACCAGCGUGGGGACCAUCACUUCCGUACAGGAGUCCCACUCCUCUGCCCCAGUUGGCUCAGAGACUCCCAAAGGCACCACUCCAAUCAUCACCUCUUCCCCCAGUGAAGACUCCAUGGUUUCCACACCAUUGCCUAGCCUUUCUGAACCCACAGAGUUGGAGACCCAAACAGUGUCAUCCCUGUCUCCAGAGCCAGGGGACACCAGCACCAUGCAGUACAGCAGCAUGGCCACGGACAACAUGACUGUCCCUUCUGAGGUGUCCACUGCUAGUCCUACAGUGGCCUCCACAUCUGAGGUUAACUCGUCUAGUAGGAUGUCUGUUCUUGGCUCUGCUCAUUCUACAAUGUCACCAGAUGUUUCCACGAGUAUUGACACCUUGGUCUCUACCUUCCCAGUCCUGACAGUGUCUACAGAUAUAGCCAUGGCCACCAAAAGUAUCCUACCUGGGGCCUCAUCACAGGGAACACGACCCACGGAUGCAUCAGCCAUGGUCUCCCUGUCAGAGAGUCACACAGCUGGGACUCAGGGUUCAGCACAGUCAGACAUGACCAUUAGUAUGGACACUGUGUCUGAGAGGGUACCACCGACAAGCCCUUCCUCUGAACACCACACCAGAUCCCCAUCUUCCCUGGUCCCCUCACAUGGCAUGAGCUUGACUUCUUUAGCUUCUCCCACAUCUCAGACCAGUGGCUUUUCUACACCUGUCCUUGACACCUCAUCUGGAGCCCCUGACCCGCUGAAGACCACCGAUGGAAGGACCACAACCUGGGCAGCUGUGAGAAGUUCACCUUCAUAUUUGAUCAGCACCUCAGAAGGCAUACAGCCCACUUGGGAAGCCUCUACUGCCAUAGAGGACAUCCAGCAUUCUGACAACACAGUAGCGACCAAGGUGGGGACAAUCACUUCCCCACAGGAAUCCCACUUUUCUGCCUCACCUGACUCAGAAGCCCCCAAAGCCACCCCUCCAAUUGUCACAUCUUUCCUCAUUCAGGACUCGACAAUCUCCACACCAUUGCCUAGCCUUUCUGAACCCACAGAGUUGGAGACCCAAACAGUGUCAUCCCUGUCUCCAGAGCCAGGGGACACCAGCACCCUGCGGUACACCAGCAUGGGAAUGGAAAAGGUCACUAUACCUUCUGAGGUGUCCAUUAGUAUUCCUACUGAGGCCAGCAGGACAGAUGUUACCUCCUCGAGCAGGCUGUCUGUCCCUGGCCCUGCUCAGUCUACAAUGUCACCAGACAUUCCCACGAGUAUCGACACCAGGCUCUCCACCUCCCCCAACAUGGCCCUUAUAACCCUGGCCACCAAAGCACUCUACCAUGUGGCCUCAUCACAGGGCACACGAAGCACAGAUACAUCAGCAACAGUCUCCUUGACAGAGAGUCACACAGCUGAGACUCAGAGCUCAGCACAGUCAGACACGACCAUUAGCAUGUACACAGGUUCUCAGGGGGUGCCCCAGACAAGCCCUUCCUCUGAACACCACACCAGAUCUCCAUCUUCCCUGGUCCCUUCACAUGCCAUGAGCUCGACUUCUCUAGCAUCCCCCACAUCUCAUACCAGUGGCUUUUCUGCACCUGUCCCUGCCACCUCACCUGGAGCCCCUAGCCUGCUUACAACUACAGGAGGAAGGACCACAACCUUGGCACCUGUGACAAGUUUAUCUUCAGAUUUGAUCAGCACCUCAGAAGGGAUAAAGGCUACUUGGGAAUCCUCUACUGCCACAGCAGACAACCAAAGUUCCAUCAACACAGUGGUGAGCAGUGUGGGGACCAUCACUUCUAUCCAGGGGUCACACUCCUCUGCCACACCUGGCUCAGAGAUCCCCAAAGGCACCACUCCAAUUGUCACUUCUUCCCUUAGUCAAGACUCCACAGUUUCCACACCAUUGACUGGCCUUUCUGACACCAACGAGUAUGAGACACAGUCAAAAUCAUCCCUGUCUCCAGAGCCAAGGGUCACCAGCACCGUGUGGCACACCAGCAUGGCCACAGAAAACACGACUGUCCCUUCUGAGCUGUCCACUGCUAGUCCUACUGUGGCCUCCAUAACAGAGGUCAUCUCGUCUAGCAGGAUGUCUGUCCCUGGCUCUGCUCAGUCUACAAUGUCACCAGACGUUUCCUCGAGUAUUGACACCAGGCUCUCUACCUUCCCAGUCCCGACAGUGUCUGCAGAUACAGCCAUGGCCACCAAAACAGUUCCCCCCGGGGCCUCAUCACAGGGCACACAAACCAUGGGUGCAUCAGCCACGGUCUUCCUGUCAGAGAGUCACACAGCUGGGACUCAGGGCUCAGUACAGUCAGACAUGACCAUUAGCAUGGACACAGCAUCUGAGGGCCUGCCCCAGACAAGCCCUUCCUCUGAACAGGACAUGAAAUCCCCAUCUUCCCUGGUGCCUUCACAUGCCAUGAGCUUGACUUCUCUAGCAUCCCCCAUAUCACAGACCAGUGGCUUUUCUGCACCUGUCCUUGCCACCUCACCUGGAGUCCCUGAACCGCUGAUGACCACUGGAGGAUGGACCACAAGCUUGGCACCUGUGACAAGUUCACCUUCAGAUUGGAGCAGAACCCCAGAAGGGAUACAGGCCACUACUGAACCCUCUACUGCCACAGUGGAAAUCCUGCGUUCUGACAACACAGCAGUGGCCAGUGUUGGGACGAACCCUUCCGCACAGGAGUCCCACUCCUCUGCCCCACCUGGGUCAGAGACCCCCAAAGGCACCACUCCAGUUGUCACUUCUUCCCUCAGUGAGAAAUUCAUGGGCUCCACACAGUUGCCUGGCCUUUCUGAAGCCACAGAGUCUAAAUCACCCCUUAGUAUGGAACCAUGGGAAACCAGCACCUCUAGGCCCACCUACCAGGCCAUAGAGAAAACUACUCUCCCUUCUGAUGUGUUCACCAGUAAUGCUGUCGAAUCCUCCAAAACAGGGUCUGCUGGUAUAACCUCCUCUCCAGAACCCAAGCUUUCCAUGUCUGUGUCAGAAAUUACUUAUCACCUGAGCACCGUAAAGCUGUCUUCAGGUGAGGCCAUUUCAACUGACACAUCGGUGCCUUCUCUGUCUGCAGCUACAGUCACAUCUGGAGUUUCAGGUGCCAGCCCAGCUGCCUUCUCAUCCAGUUCAUUUUUGAGAACAGAACCAGGCCCUGAAGAUGCCAUGUCCACCAUUGCAGAGAGUCUACUUUCAUCAGCUUCAAUACCAUUUCCCUCUUCGACCUUCACUACUGCUUAUUCUUCAAUCAGCCCAGCCCCUCAGGGAAUUACUUCCUCACUGGUUACCCAGCGUACAGUGGGCACCAACAUCGGGACAGAGAAGAGCACUGCUGAACAACCCUUGGCUGUGGUCAGUACUUUGGAAACAUGGACUGAACCAGUCAAGACAUCUUUGUCAUCCAAUGUGGAUACCAGAAUAACAGAACAAAUUCACUUGGAAGCAGUGACAAGUCCUUCUCAACUUCCUGUAAAUUCAACACAGUUGACAAGGACUGAUGGCAUCGUGGAACGCAUCACAAAGAUACCCAAUGAAGCAGUCCAUGGAGGUGCCACAGGACCAAUCCAUGUCCAUGUGUCACCCACAUCAUCUGCUAGUCCUAGAGGACUACCAACAGAGUGGACAGAAAGAGCAGAGAUCACAGCUCUGAAGCCCACCUCUACAGCAACUUUGACCACUACAGUCUCUACUCCCACUUCCGGAAUGCUGACUCUCCUCGGGACAUCAGGUAAAACGGCCAGCACAAGCACAAGAAGAACAAUUAUUACAGCCCCAGAUGUUUCCCCUGAUGUUCUAGAAAUGACAGCUUCAUUGGCCACCAGACCUGAAGCAGAGACCAGCACAGAGGUUCCCAGGACAACCUCAUCUGUCUUCAAUAGAGGGUCAGAAACCACACCGUUACUGGUCCUGAGUUCCGAAGCAAAGAACAGUUCACCUGUUCCAACUCUGACUGUUUUCUUUGGUGAGCCAGAGGCCACAACCUCAUGGGUCACUCAUCCUGCAGAAACCAGCUCAACUGUUUCCAGGGAAACCCUGAAUGCUUCCCACAGUGAAUCAUAUAGCAUACCCCCAACCAGUUCUGGGGAAGACAUCAGUUCAGCUGUUCCAACUCUGACUGUCUUCCCUGGUGUACCAGAAAUUGUGACCUCACUGGUGACCAGUCCUGGAGCAGAGACUAGUAUGGCUAUUUCAACUCUGGCUGAUUCCCAAGAUGAAUCAGAGACCACUGCCUCAUGGGUCACUCAUCCGGGAGUACAGAGCAGUUCAGCCAUUCCAACUUCACAUGUCUUCCCUGGUGAGCCAGGGCUGGUGACCUCACUGGAUACUAGUUCUGGAGUGGAGAUCAGCCCAGCUGAUCACACCCUGACUAUUUCUCCUGGUGAGCCAGAUACAAUAGUCUCAUUGGUUACCCAUUCUGGGGCACAGACUGGUUCAGCCAUUCCAACUCCAGCUGUCUCUCCUGGGACAGAAACUAUUUCCACUAUUACAACUUUGACUGUUUCCCCUGGUGAACCAAAUACAACAGCCUCAUGGCCUCAUUCCAAAGAGAACAGCACAUCUGUUUCCAGGAUAACUCCAAAUUUUUCCCAAAGUGAAUUAGACACUGUACUUUCUAUGGCCACCACUUCUGGAGCAGAAGCCAGCUCAACCACUCCAGCAAUUACUGUCUCACCUGGUAUACCAGCUAUGGUGACCUCACAGGCCACUAGUUCCAGGACAGAUGCCAGUACAACCUCUUUGACUCUGACUGAAUCCCUGCAUGAAUCAGAUACAACAGUUUCCUUGGUCACCCAUCCUGCAAUGUCCAGCCCAAUGGUUCCUAGGACAAUCCCCAAUGUUUCCCAUAGUGAAUCAGAAAGUGCACCCUCAACAGCCACCAGCCUUGAGACAGAAGCCAGUUCAGCUGUUCCAACUACAUCUGUCUCCCCUGGUGUACCAGAUAUAGUGACUUCACAGGCCACCAGUUCUGGGACAGAUGCCAGUAUGGUUAUUUCACCUCGAACUCUUUCUUCUGGUGAACCAACAAACACAGUCCCAUGGGUUAAUCAUUCUGGAUCACAGACCAGUUCUGUUCCAACUCUGACUGUCUCCCCUGGUGUAUCAGGGGUGGCAACCUCACUGGUCACCAGUUCUGGGGCAGAGACCAGUACAACUUUUCUAACUCUUACUGAUUCCUCACAUGAUUCAGAUACAACAGCCUUACAUGUCACCCAUUCCACAAAGACCAGCACACUUGUUUCCACAAUAACUCCAAAUUUCUCCUACAGUGAAUCAGAUACCUCACUCUCAACAGCCACAACUCCAGGGGUAGAAGUCAAUUCACUUCCAGCUAAAACUAUCUCAUCCAGUGUGCCAGGGUUAGUGACCUUACUGGUUACCAGUUCUGAAGCAGAAACCAAUACAACUUUUUCAAGUCUAACUAAUUCUCUGCAUGAACUAGAGACCACAGCCUCAUGGGUCACCCAUCCUGAGAAAGAAGCCAGUUCAGCUGUUCCAGCUCUGCCUUCUUCCCCUGGGGAGUCAGAUACAGCAGUCUCAUUGGUCAACCAUCCUACAGAGACCAGCCCAGCAGUUCCCAGGACAACCCCCAAUAUUUCCCAUAGUGAACCAUAUACCACACACUUGAUGGCCACCAGCCAUGGGACAGAAGCCAGUUCAAUUGCUCCAGCUCCAACAGUCUCUCCUGGUAUAACAGAUAUGGUUACCUCCUGGUUCCCUAGUUCUAAGACAGAUGCCAAUAUGACUAUUCCAAGUGUGACACUUUCUCCUGGUGAACCAGCAACUACAACCUUAUCAGUCACCCAGUCCAGUGCAAAGACAAGCACAACUGCUUUUCCUCAUUUACCAGAGACCAUAGCCUCAUUAUCUAUCCAACCCGAGUUGGAGAUCAGUGCAGCUCUUCCAACUCAGACUGUUUCCUUCAGUUCAGCAGAAAAAACAUCCUUCGCCACAUCUGUGACCAAGACCAGCAGAGUUCAUCUAGGCCCAACUGUCUCACCUGGUGUUUCUGCAGAAACAGCCUCACUCUCCACAGGUCCUGGCACAGACACCAGCACUAGUUCAACUUCAACUCUUUCCCCUACUUUUUUGGCAACCACAGGCUUACUGGCCACCAGCCCUGCAUCAGAUGCCGGCACAGGUAUCUCAACGUUGACUGCUGGUGUUCUUGGGCUUGUCAGUACCCCUGAAACCACCGGCGAGCCUUAUACCUUAACUUCCUGGGGCACAGAACCAUCAUCACCUGUGACAUCAGUUGGACCCCCUGAAUUGUCCAAGACUGUGACCUUGAGAGCAUCAGAGACCCCAAUACCACCUAAAACAAGCCACAGGGAAGGAUUGAGUGCAACUACUGUCCUGAAAACCACAAUUCUUGAAACCACUAAUUUAGCCGCUACAGGUUCAGGCCCCACCAUGGCAGAGACCACAACUACCUUCAGUACAAUGGCAGGAAGUUCCUUUGUCGCUGAGACCUCACCUGAGAUGUCCACCUUGGCCUCUCUGAGUGUUACUUCAGAAACAACUGCAGUUCCUUUCUUGACACCUUUUACCAUCAACUUCACCAUCACCAACCUGUACUACACAGAGGACAUGGAAAACUCGGGCUCUGAGAUAUUCAAUGCCACUGAGAAAGACCUGCAGCGCCUGCUCAGGAUUUUGUUCGAAAACAGCAGUGUUGGCUCCCUCUACGCUGGCUGCAGGCUGACCUUGCACAGGGCUGAAGAGGAUGGAACAAGCACCAGAAUGGACGCAGUCUGCACCUACCGCCCAGAUCCCACAGGCUUUAGGCUGGAUAGAAAGCGGCUGUACUGGGAGCUAAGCCAGCGGACCCAUGGUGUCACUCGGUUGGGCUCUUACACCCUGGACAGGGACAGUCUCUGUGUCAAUGGUUAUAACCAUCAGUACAGGAUCCCCACCACCAGCACUCUGCUGACUUCCACAUUCUCUCCAGGACUCCCUACAUCUCUGCCUCCCACUCCCAGCUCUACAGGUGUGGGUCCAGCCCUGGUGCCAUUUACCCUCAACUUCACCAUCACCAACCUGUUCUGCACCCCAGACAUGAAGCACCCAGGCUCUAUGAAGUUCAACUCCACUGAAAGGGCCCUGAAUCGCCUGCUUGGCCCCUUGUUCAGGAAUACCAGUGUUGGCCCACUGUACUCUGGCUGCAGACUGACCUUGCUCAGGACUGAAAAAGAUGGAGCAGCAACUGGAGUGGAUGCCAUCUGCACCUAUCAUCCGGACCCCAUGGGCCCUGGGCUGAAUAGAGAAGAAUUGUACCAGCAACUCAGUCAGCUGACCCAUGGUGUCACCUUGCUGGGAACCUACACCCUGGACAAAGACAGUCUCUAUGUCAAUGGUUAUAACCAUCGGUACCAGACCCCUACCACCAGCACUCCAGUGACUUCUACCUUCACUCCAGAAUCUUCCACAACUCUGUCCUCCAUCCUCAACUCUACAGGUGUAAGCCUAUCUCUGGUGCCAUUCACCCUCAACUUCACCAUCACCAGCCUGCGCUACACAGAGGACAUGGGGCUCCCAGGAUCUGAGCUAUUCAGCACCACAGAGAGGACCUUGAAUCGUCUGCUCAAACCCUUAUUCCAGAACAGCAGUAUUGGGCCCCUCUAUAAUGGCUGCAGACUGACCUUGCUCAGGCCGGAGAAAAAGGGAACAGCCACUGGAGUUGAUGCUGUCUGUACUUACCACCCUGACCCUGUGGGCCCUAAGCUAGACAGAGAGAAGCUAUACUGGGAACUGAGCCAUCAGACCCAUGGUGUCACUCAGCUGGGCUCCUUCACCCUGGACAAGAACAGCCUCUAUGUCAAUGGUUACACCCACCAGAUCUCAGCUCCCACAUCCAGUGCUACUGUGACCUCCGUGCUCUUUCCAAGGACCUCAGCGGUGCCAACCCACUUCUCUAGCUACACAGCAGCAGUCCCUUACCUGGUGCCAUUCACCCUCAACUUCACCAUAACCAACCUGCGCUACGAAGAAGACAUUCAGCAUCCAGGCUCUUGGAAAUUCAACUCCACGGAGAGGAUCCUGCAGGGUCUGCUCAAACCCCUGUUCAAGAAUAGCAGUCUGAGUUUCCUCUAUUCAGGCUGCAGACUGGCCUCACUCAGGCCUGAGAAGGAUGGGGCUGCCACCAGAGUGGAUGCCAUCUGCAUGUAUCGCCCUGACCCUGAAGGCCCUGCACUGGACAGGGAGCAGCUGUACUGGGAGCUGAGCCGGCUGACCCAUGGAAUUGCCCUGCUGGGCCACUAUACCCUGGACAGGAACAGUCUCUGUGUCAAUGGUUUCACCCAUCAAAGCUCUGCACCCAUCGCCAACACUCCAGGGACCUCCACAGUGGACCUAGGAACCUCUGGGACUCCAUCUUCCGUCCCCAGCUCCAGCCCCACGGUUGGAAUUGCCUCUACCAUCUCCUCAACAACUUCAGCAACCCCCACUUCCAUUUCCACAGCCACUGGUCCGACCCUGGUGCUGUUCACUCUCAACUUCACCAUCACCAACCUGUCCCAUGAAGAGGAUAUGGUUCCUGGUUCCUGGAGGUUCAACGCCACCCAGAGAAAGCUGCAGGGCCUGCUCGGACCUUUGUUCAAGAACACCAGUCUGGGCCCCCUGUACUCCGGCUGCAGACUGACCUUGCUCAGGCCCGAGAAGGAUGGGGCAGCCACUGGAGUGGAUGCCAUCUGUACCUACCGCCCUGACCCCAUGGGCUCUGGGCUGGACAGAGAGCGGCUGUACCAGGAGCUGAGCCAGCUGACCAGAGGCAUCACUAGGCUGGGUAUCUACACCCUGGACCCAGACAGUCUCUACAUCAAUGGUUACACCCGCAAGACCCAGGCCACCACCCCCAGCACUUCUAUGGUGGCCACAGUUUCUGCAGGGAUGCCAGCCUCCUUCUCCAGUCACACAGCUGCUGGCCAUGCCCCAGUGCCCUUUACCCUCAACUUCACCAUCAUCAACUUGCACUACACGAAGGACAUGCGGCCGGGCUCUGCGAAGUUCAACUCCACCCAGUCAGUUCUACAAGGCCUGCUCAAGCCGUUGUUUGCCAACAGCAGCAUUGGUUCACUCUACACUGGCUGCAGAGUGACGGCACUCAGGCCUGAAAAGGGUGGAUCAGCCACUGGAGUUGACGCUGUUUGCACUUACCAACCUGACCCUUCGGGUCUCCAGCUGGACAGGGAGCGGCUCUACUGGGAGCUGAGCCACCAGACCCGUGGUGUCACUCAGCUCGGUUCCUACUUCCUGGACAGGGAUAGUCUCUAUGUCAACGGUUAUACCAGACCACCACUGACCUUCAGCCCCAGUGUCCCUGUGACUUCCACGCCCUCAGAAACCUCGGCGGCUCCAAUCUCCUCCAGCCCUACAGUCUCUGGACCCGACCUGGUUCCAUUCACCCUUAACUUCACCAUCACCAACCUGCACUACACGGAGGACAUGCAGCUAAUAGGCUCAGCCAAGUUCAACAAAAUAGAGAAGAUCUUGCAGAACCUGUUCAGACCAUUAUUCAAGAACACCACUGUUGGCUCCUUCUACUCUGGCUGCAGACUGACCUCGCUCAGGCCCGAGAAGGCCGGAGCAGCCACCCACGUGAAUGCCAUCUGCUUCCGCCGCCUGGAGCCUGCAGGCCCCGGGCUGGAUAGAGAGCAGCUGUACUGGGAGCUGAGCCGGCUGACCCAUGGCGUCACCUGGCUGGGCCACUACACCCUGGAGCAGGACAGUCUCUGUGUCAAUGGCUACACCCACCAGACACCAGUGACCGCCCCCAGUGCCACCGGACAACCCCUGGUGCCAUUCACCCUCAACUUCACUGUCACCAACCUUCCCUACACGGAGGACAUGCAGCCUCCAGGCUCCUUGAAAUUCAACAGCACAGAGAAGUCCCUGCAGCGCCAGCUCAGACCGUUGUUCAAGAACACCAGUCUGGGCCCCCUGUACUCCGGCUGCAGACUGACCUUGCUCAGGCCCGAGAAGGAUGGGGCAGCCACUGGAGUAGAUGCCAUCUGCACCCAUCGCCCUGACCCCAUGGGCUCUGGGCUGGACAGAGAGCGGCUGUACCAGGAGCUGAGCCAGCUGACCAGAGGCAUCACUAGGCUGGGUAUCUACACCCUGGACCCAGACAGUCUCUACAUCAAUGGUUACACCCGCAAGACCCAGGCCACCACCCCCAGCACCACUGGCCCCACUCUGGUGUCCUUCACCCUGAACUUCACCAUCACCAAUCUGCACUACACUGAAGACAUGGGGCACUCAACUUCUUUAAAGUUCAACUCUACUGAGAGGAUCCUCCAGCACCGACUCAGGCUUUUGUUCAGUAAGACCAGUAUUGGCCCCCUCUAUGCUGGCUGCAGACUGGCCUCGCUCAGGCUUGAGAAGGGUGGAGCAGCCACUGGAGUGGACAUGAUCUGCACUGUCCACUCUGAUCCCAAAGGCCGCAAGCUGGACAGAGAGCAGCUGUACUGGGAGCUGAGCCGUGAGACACAUGGCAUCACCCGGCUGGGGUCCUUCACCCUGGACAGGGACAGCCUCUAUGUCAAUGGUUACACCUAUGGAGCUAUAGCCCCGACUACCACUACUGGGGAGGUCAGUGAGGAGCCAUUCACACUCAACUUCACCAUCGACAACCUGCGCUACUCAGCGGAUAUGGGCCUUCCCGGCUCCCUGAAGUUCAACAUCACGGACACCCUCAUGCAGCACCUGCUUGGCCCAUUAUUCCAGAGGAGCAGCCUCGGCGCCCGAUAUGCAGGCUGCAAGGUCACCUCACUAAGGUCUGUAAAGAAUGGCGCCAAAACAAGGGUGGAUAUCCUCUGUACCUACCGGCAGCACCCCAGCAGCCCGGGUCUACCUGCCAAGCAGGUGUUCCAUGAGCUGAGCCAGCAGACCCGUGGCAUCACCCGGCUGGGCCCCUAUUCUCUGGACAAGGACAGCCUCUACCUCAAUGGUUAUAAUGAACGCGGUCCAGAUGAGCCUCCUACAACUCCUGAGGUAGCCACCACAUCCCUGCCUCGUUCAUCAUCACCUGCACAACCAGAAGCCACCACAGCUACGGGACACAGUCUGAAGACCCUCACACUCAACUUCACCGUCUCCAACCUCCCAUAUUCAAUGGACAUGAGCAAUGGCUCAGCCAUGUUCAACUCCACCAAGAGGACCCUGCAGCGCCUGCUUGGAUCCUUGAUCCAGAGGAGCAGUCUGGGACCCUUCUACUCAGGUUUCAGAUUAAUCUCCCUCAGACCUGAUAAGGAUGGGGCAGCCACCCGUGUUGAUGCCAUCUGCAACUACCGCCAUGACUCCAUGGGUCAUGGGCUGGACAGAGAGCGACUUUACUGGGAGCUGAACCAGCUGACCCAUGGUGUCACCCAGAUGGGCCCCUACACCCUGGUCAAGGACAGCCUCUUCGUCAAUGGCUAUGCACCCCAGAAUUUAUCUACCCAGAGUGAGUAUCAGCUAAAUUUCCGCAUCAUCAACUGGAACCUCAGCAACCCAGACCCCACAUCCUUGGAAUACACAUCCCUGCAGAGGGACAUCCAGGACAAGGUCACCAAACUCUACAGAGACAGCCAGCUACAAGACAUGUUCCGCUCCUGCCUGGUCACCAACUUGACGUUGGGCUCCAUGUUGGUCACCAUCAAGACACUGUUCUCUUCUAAUGUGGACCCCAGUGUGGUGGAGCAAGUCUUUCUGAACAAGACCCUGAAUGUCUCAUCCCAUUGGCUAGGCACCACCUAUCAGCUGGCAGACCUGCAUGUGACAGAAGUGGAGCCAUCAGCUCACCUACUGACAGACAAACCAACAAGCAGUCCCAGCACCGAGCACUUCCAGCUGAAUUUCACUGUCACCAACCUACUCUAUUCCGAGGACAUAGCCCAGCCAGGCACCACCACACAUCAGCGAAACAAGCGAAGUAUUGAGAAUGCGCUCAACCAGGUCUUCCGAAACAGCAGCAUCAAGAGCUAUUUCUCUAGCUGUCAAGUUUUAGCAUUCAGGUCUCUCCCCCACAGCAACCACACUGGGGUGGACUCUGUGUGUAACUUUUCACCAUUGGCUCGGAGACUAGACAGAGUUGCUAUCUACUUGGAGUUCCUGAGGCUGACCAAAAAUGGUACCCAACUGCAGAACUUUACUCUGGACAGAAACAGUGUCCUUGUGGAUGGAUAUUCUCCCAACAAAAACGAUGUCUUGGCUGAGAAUUCUGAUCUCCCCUUCUGGGCCAUCAUCCUUAUCUGCUUGGCGGGACUGCUGGUACUCAUCACAUGCCUGAUCUGCUGCUUCCUGGUCACUGUCUGCCGGCGGAAGAAGGAGAGAGAAUACGAGGUGCAGCAGGACAGCCUAGGCUAUUACCUGCCACACCUAGACCUGAGGAAGCUACAGUGAGAGCUCUGCCUGAGGCUCCAACGGAGCUUGGCUGAAACAACAAUAAACCACAUUGGUCAGA
Messenger RNA from Canis lupus familiaris (dog), 29746 nucleotides. RefSeq names its product mucin 16, cell surface associated (gene MUC16). The record is from RefSeq and is a predicted model, not a curated record. The transcript is spliced from 69 exons. Bases 1 to 29685 code for a protein of 9894 amino acids. Lineage: Eukaryota; Metazoa; Chordata; Mammalia; Carnivora; Canidae.